This is a messenger RNA of Spea bombifrons (plains spadefoot toad), 1760 nucleotides long. RefSeq names its product tRNA methyltransferase 2 homolog B (gene TRMT2B). Gene Ontology annotation, biological process: RNA processing. The transcript is spliced from 14 exons. Bases 1 to 1590 code for a protein of 529 amino acids. Gene Ontology annotation, molecular function: tRNA (uracil(54)-C5)-methyltransferase activity, S-adenosyl methionine-dependent. The record is from RefSeq and is a predicted model, not a curated record. NCBI's taxonomy places the organism in Eukaryota, Metazoa, Chordata, Amphibia, Anura, Pelobatidae.
AUGCGGAAGCACGAAAAAGAGCUGUCACUGGCUGUUGAAUUGUCCCUCCUGAUCAAACAGACAAGAAAAUCCACUGAUGUCAGCUCCCUAAACGCAAGAAAACUAGCCUUGGUGGCCAAGGAAGUGAGCUGGAAGUGGGAUGUGCUUCAACUACGCUCCGGAGACCUGAAGUUUCCCGUAAGUGAGACAAUGGCGCCCCUAACGCUGUCCAUACAGUUUCUGCAGUGUCGCAGGGUUAGUCUUUCCUGGUGUGUGGUGAGAAAAAUUACUCAGAUCACGCAAGGGCAUCAACAGAAAAAGAAGAGACGUGUGAAGCAAAGCCCACAUGCAUCUUGGGAAGAGAGACUUUCUGAUGCCUGUACUCCAUUAUGGAGACUGGGAUAUGAAGAACAACUGAAGUACAAGUUGAAAACUUUGCAGAAUGUGUUACGGGAUCUAACAAUAUGUGUAAGAGAGCGAGGAGGGCAGAUCAUUGAUUAUGAUGGUAUGAUAUGCCCACUAGAGGAGAUUAUACCCUCGCCAGUUAUUUAUGGGUACCGCAACAAAUCUACAUUCUCUGUGAACUUUGGCCCAAAUGGGGAUCCUAAAACAGUUGGAAACUACGUUGGACGAGAAAGGGACAGGAGCAUUGUGUGUGUGCAUGUAGAUCAUCUCCUCAACAUUCCAGAAAGACACAAACUUGUGGCAAGGUUUUAUGAAGAUUUCAUUCGGCAGUCACCCCUCCCCCCCUGCCUUCACUUCUCUGACGGAGGCCACUGGCGUGAUGUUACUGUCCGCACAAGUAGCAAUGGGGACACUAUGGCAAUUGUCAACUUUCAUUCACAGGGCCUUGCACAGGAAGAAGUCCGUUCCCAUCUUCUCUCACUUCAAGAUUUCUUUGUUCAUGGACCUGGAUCAGUGUGCAGUCUUACUUCUCUCUACUACCAAGAGAGCUACUUUGGGACAUGCCAGUUUUCUCCACCUCGCCUCCUACAUGGUUCUGCUUACCUCACAGAGAGAGUCCUAGGUCUUGGGCUCCGUGUCUCUCCCACUGCUUUCCUCCAGAUAAAUACACCAGGAGCUGAGCUUCUCUAUACUGCAUUGGGAAAAAUGAUCGAAAACAAUGCUACAAAUAUCCUAAUUGAUAUUUGUUGUGGAACUGGUGUUAUCGGCCUUUCACUGGCAGGGCACUUUCAGGAAGUGGUUGGAGUAGAACUGAUAGAUGAUGCUGUAAGAGAUGCUCGCUGGAACAUGGGUUUCAAUGGAAUUGAAAAUUGCCAAUUCCUAGCGGGGAAGGCAGAAAAGCUUCUUCCAGAACUGCUGGCAAACAGAAACAAGGCAGAUGAUGUGGUGGCUGUCGUUAACCCUCCUCGUGCUGGACUCCAUCAUCGUGUUGUUCGAGCACUUAGAAACUAUGAAGGUCUUCAGAAAUUGAUAUUUGUGACUUGCAAACCAGAAGGAGAACCUGGGAGAAAUUUGACAGAGCUGUGCUGUUCACCAUGCCCAGAGAAGAAGAUUUUUGGAAAAGCCUUUGUUCCACAAAAAGCUGUGGCGGUGGACAUGUUCCCUCACACCACACACUGUGAGCUAGCAAUGCUCCUCACACGAUGACCUAACGUACUGUUCACAUUGUCCACUGCAACUUAAAGUUUGAAUCAGAAUAAUAAUAGAAUGCUGCUGCUUUGGCCCAUUCACAAAGGUACCAUUAAUGUCCAAAUGUGUACCUCUUUGGAUAUUUAUGUACUUAAUUUAUACAUUUAUAAAUUAAUUAACUUACUUUA